Trichomycterus rosablanca is the source of this 1371-nucleotide messenger RNA. RefSeq names its product sphingomyelin phosphodiesterase acid like 3B (gene smpdl3b). The record is from RefSeq and is a predicted model, not a curated record. Lineage: Eukaryota; Metazoa; Chordata; Actinopteri; Siluriformes; Trichomycteridae. The transcript has 8 exons. The coding region runs from base 1 to 1371 and encodes 456 amino acids. Gene Ontology annotation, biological process: sphingomyelin catabolic process. Gene Ontology annotation, molecular function: sphingomyelin phosphodiesterase activity.
AUGGACUUCAGCUGCAAAGUUCUUGUUUUUGCUGUUUUAACUUUCUCUGCAAAGGGCAAAGAACUCACAGGUAGCUUCUGGCAUAUCACAGAUCUUCACUGGGAUCCCACCUACAGCCUAGGUAACUCAGGAUCAGUGUGUGAUUCUAGCGGGAGCCGUCCAACUCCACAUGCAGGAAAGUUUGGAGACUACGCAUGCGAUUCACCAUGGGACCUUAUCAAUUCCACAGUGAAUGCCAUGAAGGAUAUUCUUUCUGAUCCAGACUUCAUUGUUUGGACUGGAGAUGAUACACCUCAUGUGCCUAAUGAGGAUCUUGGGGAAGAGGCAGUCCUAAGAAUUAUUGGCAACCUUACCCAUAUCUUACAAGCACUGUUUCCAAAAACAAAGGUCUACUCAGCCAUGGGCAAUCAUGACUAUCAUCCAAAAAGUCAACUGCCACCUGUUCAAAAUAGCAUUUAUGAACAAAUACAAAAGCUGUGGGAGGACUGGCUGGAUUCUUCUUCAAGAGAUACUUUUAAAAAAGGUGGAUACUACACAGAGAUGCUGUUAAAUCGAACUGGUUUUAGGAUUAUAGUCUUGAACAGUAAUUUGUACUAUGACCAGAACAAAGUAACAGAAAAUAUACAAGAUCCAGCAGGCCAGUUUAAAUGGGCAGAUCAAGUGCUCACCGAAGCCGCCAAAAACAAGGAAAAGGUAUACAUUAUCGGCCAUGUUCCCCCUGGAUGUUUUGAGAAGAAGCGACACAAGAUGUGGUUCAGGCCUGAAUUCAAUAAGCAAUAUGAGCAGCUGAUUCAAAAGCAUCAUGACGUCAUUAUCGGCCAGUUCUUUGGUCAUCACCAUACUGACAGCUUCCGAAUGUUUUACAGUACAACAGGAUCUCCAAUUAGUUCCAUGUUCCUGACUCCUGGAGUUACACCUUGGAAAACAACACUGCCUGGAGUAGAAGAUGGGGCGAAUAACCCGGGCAUUCGAGUGUUUGAGUAUGAUGACAAAACACUUUUAGUCAAGGAUGUUGUGACCUACUAUCUGAACCUGACCUAUGCCAACAUUGCACAGGCACGCUGGGAGAAGGAGUAUCGCCUGACUGAGGCAUUUGGGGUACCAGACGCCUCCCCUGCCUCCAUGCAUCAUGUGUUAGAAAGGAUAGCUGAUGACAGCUGCUACCUGCAGAAAUAUUACGCAUUCAAUUCUGUAAACUAUGAUCGAUCGGUUUGCAAUGCAGACUGUCGUAUUGACCAUGUUUGUGCCAUUAGAGAGGUGAACCUUGACGCCUAUGAGCGGUGUGUGGAGAAAGAGGGGGCAUCCUUGGUUGUCCCAACCUUGCUAAGUAUCGGUUUUGCAUUAGCUGUAAGCAUGUGGGCCAGCUACUAA